AUGGAACGCGCACCACCACAGCAAAAGCGCAUGAUGCUCGCAGUCGCGGGCGCGGUAGCACUCGGCGCAGCCGGGAUCUACUACUCACGGCCAUCAGGCCUCGCCCCGAAGACAGCGGCGCAAAACGACCUCAAGUCUAGCGACAAGAAAGUCGACGCGAAUCCCACUGCACAACACAACAUUGGGGACGUCCGCGAGAACGCCAAGUGA
Fomitopsis serialis is the source of this 210-nucleotide messenger RNA. RefSeq lists its product as uncharacterized. The record is from RefSeq and is a predicted model, not a curated record. The transcript is spliced from 3 exons. The coding region runs from base 1 to 210 and encodes 69 amino acids. NCBI's taxonomy places the organism in Eukaryota, Fungi, Basidiomycota, Agaricomycetes, Polyporales, Fomitopsidaceae.